Molecule: messenger RNA, 1065 nt
Organism: Nerophis lumbriciformis (worm pipefish)
Lineage: Eukaryota; Metazoa; Chordata; Actinopteri; Syngnathiformes; Syngnathidae
Source: RefSeq, a predicted model, not a curated record
AUGGGUGAUCUGCCGGAGGACGGCUCAUUCAUGUUCACGUCGGAGUCGGUGGGAGAGGGACAUCCAGACAAGAUCUGCGACCAGAUCAGUGACGCAGUCCUGGAUGCGCACCUCAAGCAAGACCCCGAUGCCAAAGUGGCCUGUGAGACAGUGUGCAAGACAGGCAUGGUGCUGCUCUGUGGAGAGAUCACGUCUCGUGCCAACGUGGACUACCAAAAGGUGGUGAGGGACGCCAUCAAACACAUCGGUUAUGAUAACUCUGAUAAAGGUUUCGACUACAAGACAUGUAACGUCCUAGUGGCGCUGGAGCAGCAGAGUCCUGACAUUGCUCAAGGCGUCCACGUGGACCGCAAGGAGGAGGACAUUGGAGCUGGAGACCAGGGUCUGAUGUUUGGCUACGCCACUGACGAGACCGAAGAGUGCAUGCCGCUCACCAUUGUUUUAGCCCACAAGCUCAACUCCAAAAUGGCCGAGCUCAGACGCAGUGGCGCAAUCCCCUGGCUGCGCCCCGACUCCAAAACACAGGUGACAGUGCAUUACGAGCAGAAAGACGGCGCCGUGAUCCCCAAGAGAGUCCACACCAUCGUCAUUUCAGUGCAACAUGACGACUACAUUUCUUUGGAGGAGCAGAAGAAAGUCCUAAAGGAGAAGGUCAUCAAAGCAGUGGUCCCGGCCAAGUACCUGGAUGACAAGACCAUUUACCAUCUGCAGCCCAGCGGACGCUUUGUCAUCGGAGGGCCACAGGGAGACGCUGGUGUCACGGGGCGUAAGAUCAUCGUGGACACAUACGGAGGCUGGGGGGCUCAUGGAGGCGGCGCCUUUUCCGGCAAGGACUUCUCCAAAGUGGACCGCUCGGCCGCCUACGCCGCCCGCUGGGUGGCCAAGUCUUUGGUCAAGGCCAAGCUGUGCAGGAGGGUUCUGGUGCAGGUAUCCUAUGCCAUUGGUGUGGCGCACCCUCUGUCCAUCUCAUUGUUCACAUACGGCUCAUCUAGCAAAUCUGAGUCGGAGCUGCUGCACAUCGUCAACAAGAACUUUGACCUGAGGCCAGGAGUCAUUGUCAGGUAA